Messenger RNA from Gryllus bimaculatus (two-spotted cricket), 1665 nucleotides. The record is from the annotation of a GenBank genome assembly. Lineage: Eukaryota; Metazoa; Arthropoda; Insecta; Orthoptera; Gryllidae.
GGGUGCUGUUGUCGCAAGCGUUACCCAAUCAUUUAGGGAGUGCGCGGAAAGACGAGACAAUUUCCUGUCUGGAGUGUCCUGCCGGGCAUCGGCGAAGUAAGGACACGACUUGGCCUAUCUAUACUGCGAAUUAUGCAAGUCUGCCCCUGGCAGAAAUCAGCUUUUGACAAUUUCAUCCAAUUGGGAGCUUAAACGUCACCAAAGUGACGUCACUAUGGGGCAUUCACGCUCUCAAUUGGAUUAAACCGUUAACAGUUGAUAUUUGCCAGGGGCAGACUUGCAUAAAUCGCAGUUUAGUGUCGGACAACUGCUCAGCGGCGCUAAGUCCACGCCAGGUCCGCUAAGUUAGGUUAUGGGUGGUCUACGAAAGGUGAAAUGCUGGUGAAAUGUGUACAAAUGUAUGUCGCGGUGUACCGGGAAUAUCGAUGUAUUAUUUAAGGAAUGCACCGGUUUUGUUGUGACAUGCAUAAAUUAUAAUUUUCAGUAGUGGACUAUUUAAAGUGUUCUCUGUUAUUACGAUGAUGAAUUUAGUACACGUAUUUGGAAGAUGUAAUUUUGCAAGUACCUUAUUCCGUACGCGAACUGCUCUCCGUGAUUUGCAGUAUAUCGCGAACAAAAGUGCAUCAGAUGAUAUUAGGACAAAAGUAGUGAAGGAUGUUGUUUUAUUCAAAUACGAAAAUCCCAGGUUCUUUCGAGUUCUUACUGCUUUUUCGGUUUGUCAGUUUAGUUUUUGGGGUUAUCUUUCGUAUGUUACAUUGACGUCGUUGAGAAAUGUACCGGUUUCUCCUGAUCCUUCUCUCUCGUGGUGGAGGAAAAUUAAUCUCGGUGAUCCUAAGUACAGAUAUGGAUUGUCUUUAAUGUGUGGAGUUUUAGCUUGUGGUAUACUUGCAACGUGCUGUGCUUAUGUUGCUAGGGCAGUGCGUUAUCUUGUUCUGCACAAAGGAGGGCAAAAUAUUUCCUUGGUAACAUACACUCCUCUUGGUGGACAACGAACAAUCACCAUUGGCUUAAACCAGGUUAGCUGUGAACACAGCAGACACAGUGCUAGAGUGCAGUUGCCUUUGAAAAUAACAGGUCAUUGGUUGCAUUAUGUUUUGGAUAUGAGAGGAGAGUUUACAAAUGGUAGACUCUUUGAUCAAACUGCUGGUCUGAAAAGAGUAUUGCAGAAAUAAUAUAUUUAAAUUAUUGACCUGUGGCAUGUAGGAAGAACUAUUUUAAAUCAUAAUUGCGUAGAGCACAAAUGAUGUAUGUUUAUAUUUGUGAAACUAAUGAUUUUGAAUUGUAAGUAUGUUUUGUUUUGUUAAAUACAUGUUUUAAGACAGUUGUGUCUUUUACAUUUUAAUAUCCUUUUCAGGGUUAUUUCAUAUUUUUCUUUUUUGCCUGUAUUUGUUAAAAGCUAUAUAAAUCUCAUUAGUUGUGUGUAAUUUCAUGCCUUUCUUUUUUCCUUCAUUGAGGUCUCAAAGAAACUAAAGAAUGGUAAUACCAUAAAACGGUUUUAUUGGCGAAAAAAUUUCAUAAUUUAGGUUAAGUUGUUGAUACCAGGGUCAUAGUUCCCAAAAAGCUAAAGUGGCACUUGUGUGAGGCCAGCGGUAGACACAGCCGAUUAUUUUGGAGGGGGCCAUCAUAGGUUUUUAUUAAAUAAUGAUUGAAAUAAUAUUAAAUAAU